This is a messenger RNA of Trichechus manatus latirostris (Florida manatee), 8610 nucleotides long. It is a transcript of the gene VWF, whose product is annotated as von Willebrand factor. The record is from RefSeq and is a predicted model, not a curated record. NCBI's taxonomy places the organism in Eukaryota, Metazoa, Chordata, Mammalia, Sirenia, Trichechidae. Gene Ontology annotation, molecular function: protein binding. Gene Ontology annotation, cellular component: extracellular matrix. The coding region runs from base 1 to 8433 and encodes 2810 amino acids. The transcript is spliced from 51 exons.
AUGAUUCCUGCCCAACUUGCGAGGGUGUUGCUUGUGCUGGUACUCACCUUGCCAGGGACGCUUUGCACAGAAGGGACUCAUGGCAGGCUGUCCACAGCCCGAUGCAGCCUCUUUGGAGAUGACUUCAUCAACACCUUUGAUGAGAGCAUGUUCAGCUUUGCUGGAGACUGCAGUUACCUCCUGGCUGGGGACUGCCAGAAACACUCCUUCUCGAUUCUCGGAGACUUCCAAAACGGCAAGAGAGUGAGCCUCUCCGUGUAUCUCGGGGAAUUUUUUGACAUUCAUGUGUUUGUCAAUGGUACUGUGAUGCAGGGGGAACAAAGUGUCUCCAUGCCCUAUGCAUCUUAUGGGCUGUAUCUGGAAACUGAAGCUGGGUACUACAAGCUGUCCAGUGAGACCUAUGGCUUUGUGGCCAGGAUCGAUGGCAGUGGCAACUUCCAAAUCCUGCUGUCAGACAGAUACUUCGACAAGACUUGUGGGCUGUGUGGCAACUUCAAUAGGUUUGCUGAAGAUGACUUUGUGACCCAAGAAGGGACCUUGACCUCGGACCCCUAUGACUUUGCCAACUCCUGGGCCCUGAGCAGUCAACAGCGGUGUAAGCGGGCAUCCCCUCCCAGCAGCCCCUGCAACAUCUCCUCCGGGGAAAUGCAGAAGGACCUGUGGGAGCAGUGCCAGCUUCUGAAGAGUGCCUCGGUGUUCGCCCGCUGCCACCCCUCUGUGGAUCCGGAGCCUUUCGUGGCCCUGUGUGAGAGCACUCUGUGCAGGUGCGCGCAGGGCCGAGACUGCCCCUGCUCUACCCUCCUGGAGUACGCCCGUGCCUGCGCGCACCAGGGCGUCAAACUGGACGGCUGGACUCACCAUAGCACUUGCCGACCAGCAUGCCCUGCUGGCAUGGAGUAUAAGGAGUGUGUGUCCCCUUGCACCAGAACUUGCCAGAGCCUGCACAUCAAUGAAGUGUGUCAGGAGCAAUGCGUGGACGGCUGCAGCUGCCCUGAGGGGCAGCUACUUGAUGAAGGUCACUGUGUGGAGCGCGCUGAUUGUUCCUGUGUGCAUUCUGGGAAGUGGUACCCUCCAGGAUCCUCCCUCUCGCAAGACUGCAACACCUGCAUUUGCCGAAAUAGCCUGUGGAUCUGCAGCAAUGAAGAAUGCCCAGGUGAGUGUCUGGUCACAGGACAAUCUCACUUCAAGAGCUUUGACAACAGGUACUUCACCUUCAGUGGGGUCUGCCAGUACCUGCUGGCCCGGGACUGCGAGGACCACUCCUUUUCCAUUGUCAUAGAAACCGUCCAGUGUGCCGAUGACCCUGACGCUGUCUGCACCCGCUCAGUCACUGUCCGGCUGCCCCUCUUGCACAACAGCCUCGUGAAGCUGAAGCAUGGGGGAGGUGUCACCAUAACUGGCCAGGACGUCCAGCUCCCCUUCCUGCAAGGUGACCUCCGCAUCCAGCCCACUGUGAUGGCCUCUGUACGCCUCAGCUACAGGGAGGACCUGCAGAUGGACUGGGAUGGCCGCGGGAGGCUGUUGGUGAAGUUGUCCCCUGUUUACGCUGGGAAGACCUGUGGCCUGUGCGGGAAUUACAAUGGCAACAAGGGGGACGACUUCCUCACUCCUUCAGGCCUGGAGGAGCCCCUGGUGGAGGACUUCGGGAACUCCUGGAAGCUGCACGGGGACUGCCAAGACCUGCAGAAGCAGGACAGCGACCCCUGUAACCUCAACCCGCGCCUAACCAAGUUUGCAGAAGAGGCCUGUGCUGUUCUGACGUCCUCCAAGUUCGAGGCCUGUCACCACGCUGUUAGCCUCCAGCCGUACCUGCAAAAUUGCCACUAUGACGUCUGCUCCUGCUCGGAUGGCAGAGACUGCCUCUGCAACGCUGUGGCCAGCUACGCCUCCGCCUGUGCCCAGAAAGGCGUGAGCAUCGCAUGGCGGGAGCCCAGCUUCUGUGCGCUGAGCUGCCCCCAGGGCCAGGUGUACCUGCAGUGUGGGAUCCCCUGCAACCUGACCUGCCGCUCCCUCUCUUACCCGGAUGAAGAAUGCAAUGAGGUCUGCAUUGAGGGCUGCUUCUGCCCCCCAGGACUCUACCUGGAUGACAGGGGGGACUGUGUGCCCAAGGCCCAGUGCCCCUGCUACUAUGAUGGCGAGAUCUUCCAGCCCGAAGAUGUCUUCUCAGACCAUCACACCAUGUGCUAUUGUGAAGACGGCUUCAUGCACUGUACCAUGAGUGGAAUGCCGGGAAGCCUCUUGCCAGACGUUGUCCUCAGCAGUCCCCUGUCUCACCGCAGCAAAAGGAGCCUAUCCUGCCGGCCCCCCAUGGUCAAGUUGGUGUGUCCCGCUGACAACCCACGGGCUGAAGGGCUUGAGUGUGCCAAAACCUGCCAGAACUAUGACCUGGAGUGCAUGAGCACAGGCUGCGUCUCCGGCUGCCUCUGCCCCCACGGCAUGGUCCGACAUGAAAACAGAUGUGUGGCCCUAGAAAGAUGUCCCUGCUUCCAUCAGGGCAAAGAAUACGCUCCAGGAGAGAUGGUGAAGAUUGACUGCAACACUUGUGUCUGUCAGGACCGGAAGUGGAACUGCACGGACAACGUGUGUGAUGCCACAUGCUCCAUGGUGGGGAUGGCACACUAUCUCACCUUCGACGGGCUCAAGUACAUGUUCCCCGGGGAGUGCCAGUACGUCCUGCUGCAGGAUUACUGUGGCGGCAACCCUGGGACCUUUCGCAUCCUGGUGGGGAAUGAGGGGUGCAGCUACCCCUCAGUGAAGUGCAAAAAGCGGGUCACUAUCCUGCUUGAUGGAGGAGAGAUUGAACUGUUUGAUGGGGAGGUGAAUGUGAAGAGGUCCAUGAAGGAUGAGACUCACUUUGAGGUGGUGGAGUCUGGCCGAUAUGUCAUUCUGCUGCUGGGCAAAGCACUCUCUGUGGUCUGGGACCAUCACCUGUUUGUCUCAGUGAUCCUGAAGCAGACAUACCGGGAACAAGUAUGUGGCCUGUGUGGGAAUUUUGAUGGCAUCCAGAACAAUGACUUCACCAGCAGCAACCUCCAAGUGGAAGAAGACCCUGUGGACUUUGGGAAUUCCUGGAAAGUGAACCCACAGUGUGCUGAUACCAAGAAAGUGCCGCUGGACUCCUCCCCUGCCUCUUGCCACAAUAACAUCAUGAAGCAGACGAUGGUGGAUUCUUCCUGCGGGAUCCUGACCAGUGACCUUUUCCAGGACUGCAACAAGCUGGUGGACCCUGAGCCAUACCUGGAUGCCUGCAUUUACGAUACCUGCUCCUGUGAGUCCAUUGGGGACUGCGCCUGCUUCUGUGACACCAUUGCUGCCUAUGCCCACGUGUGUGCCCAGCAUGGCAAGGUGGUGACCUGGAGGACGGCCACACUGUGCCCCCAAAGCUGCGAGGAGAGGAAUCUGCGGGAAAAUGGGUAUGAGUGCGAGUGGCGCUAUAACAGCUGUGCUCCCGCCUGUCCCAUCACUUGCCAGCACCCUGAGCCACUGGCAUGUCCCGUGCAGUGUGUGGAGGGCUGCUAUGCAUACUGCCCUCCAGGGAAGAUCCUGGAUGAGCUUUUGCAGACCUGCAUCGACCUUGAAGACUGCCCCCUGUGUGAGGUGGCCGGCCGGCGCUUACCCCAGGGAGAGAAAGUCACCUUGAACCCCAGCGACCUGAAGCACUGCCAGAUCUGUCACUGUGAUGGUGUUAACUUGACCUGUGAAGCCUGCCAGGAGCCAGGAGGCCUUGCGCUGCCCCCAACAGUAGCCCCAGUCAGUGCCACCACGCCAUAUGUGGAGGACAUCCCAGAGCUGCCCCUGCACGACCUCUACUGUAGCAAGCUGCUGGACCUGGCUUUCCUGCUGGACGGCUCCUCCAAGCUGUCAGAGGCUGAGUUUGACGUGCUAAAGGUCUUUGUGGUGGACAUGAUGGAGCGGCUGCACAUCUCCCAGAAGCGGAUCCGUGUGGCCGUGGUGGAGUACCAUGACGGCUCCCACUCCUACAUUGACCUCAGGGACCGGAAGCGGCCCUCAGAGCUUCGACGCAUUGCUGGUCAGGUGAAGUAUGUGGGCAGCCAGGUGGCCUCCACCAGUGAGGUCUUGAAGUACACCCUGUUCCAAAUCUUUGGCAAGGCUGACCGCCCCGAAGCCUCCCGCAUUGCCCUGCUCCUGACAGCUAGCCAGGAGCCCCCACGGAUGGCCCGGAACUUGGUCCGCUAUGUGCAGGGCCUGAAGAAGAAGAAGGUCAUUGUGAUCCCGGUGGGCAUUGGGCCCCAUGCCAACAUCAAGCAAAUCCGUCUUAUUGAGAAGCAGUCCCCUGAGAACAAGGCCUUUGUGCUUAGCAGUGUGGACGAGCUAGAGCAGAGAAGGGACGAGAUUGUCAACUUCCUCUGUGACCUGGCCCCUGAAGUGCCAGCCCCAACUGAGCCUCCCAGCGUGGCACAAGUCACAGUGGGUCCUGGCUUCUUGGGGGUUUCUUCUUUGGGGCCCACCAGGAGCUCCAUGGUCCUGGAUGUGGUGUUUCUCGUGGAGGGGUCAGACAAGGUUGGCGAAGCCAGCUUCAACCGGAGCAAGGAGUUCAUGGAGGAGGUGAUCCAGCGGAUGGACGUGGGCCAGGACAGCAUCCACAUCACCGUGCUGCAGUACUCGUACAUGGUCAUGGUGGAGUACACCUUCGGUGAGACACAGUCCAAGGGAGACGUUCUGCAGCAUGUGCGAGAGAUCCGCUACCAGGGUGGCAACAGGACCAACACUGGGCUGGCCCUACAGUACGUCUCUGAGCACAGCUUCUCUACGAGCCAGGGGGACCGUGAGCAGGCGCCUAACCUGGUCUACAUGAUCACAGGAAACCCUGCCUCUGAUGAGAUCAAGCGGCUGCCUGGAGACAUUCAAGUGGUGCCCAUUGGAGUGGGCCCGCAUGUGAACAAGCAGGAGCUGGAGAGGAUCAGCUGGCCCAAUGCCCCCAUUCUCAUCCAGGACUUUGAGACCCUCCCUCGAGAGGCUCCAGACCUGGUGCUACAGAGGUGCUGCUCUGGGAAGGGGCUGAGGAUCCCCACCCUCUCCCCAGCCCCAGACUGCAGUCAGCCCCUGGAUGUGGUUCUUCUCCUGGACGGCUCCUCCAGCUUUCCAGUUUCUUACUUUGAGGAAAUGAAAAGCUUCACCAAGGCUUUCAUCUCCAAAGCCAAUAUAGGGCCCCAUGGCACUCAGGUGUCGGUGCUCCAGUACGGGAACAUCACCACCAUCGAUGUACCAUGGAAUGUGGCCCAGGAGCACGCCCACUUAAUGAGCCUUGUGGACCUCAUGCAGCGAAAGAGUGGACCCAGCCAAACUGGGGAUGCUUUGGGCUUUGCUGUGCGAUAUAUAACUUCAGAAGUCCAUGGUGCCAGGCCUGGAGCCGCCAAGGUGGUGGUCAUCCUAGUGAUGGACGUCUCCGUGGAUUCAGUGGAUGCAGCAGCUGAUGCUGCCAGGUCCAACCGAGUGGCAGUGUUCCCUAUUGGAAUUGGGGAUAGGUAUGAUGUGUCCCAGCUGAGGAUCUUGGCUGGCCCAGAUGCAAGCUCCAACGUGGUGGAGCUCCAGCGGAUUGAAGACCUCCCCACCAUGGUCACCCUGGACAAUUCUUUCUUCCACAAGCUGUGCUCUGGGUUCGUUAGAGUUUGCGUGGAUGAGGAUGGGAAUGAGAAAAGGCCUGGGGACAGCUGGACCUUGCCAGAUCAGUGCCACACGGUGACCUGCCUGCCAGAUGGCCAGACCUUGCUGAAGAGUCAUCGGGUCAACUGUGACCGGGGACCAAAGCCUUCAUGCACCAACAGCCAGUCCCCUGUUAGGGUGGAAGAGACCUGUGGUUGCCACUGGACCUGCCCCUGUGUGUGCACGGGCAGCUCUACCCGGCACAUCGUGACCUUUGAUGGAGAGAAUUUCAAGCUGACUGGCAGCUGUUCCUAUGUCCUAUUUCAAAACAAGGAACAGGAUGUGGAGGUGAUUCUACAUAAUGGUGCCUGCAGCCCACAGCAGACGUGCAUGAAAUCCAUUGAGGUGAAGCAUGAUGGCCUCUCAAUUGAGCUCUACAGUGACAUGGAGGUGACUGUUAAUGGGAGACUGGUGUCUGUCCCUUACACGGGUGGGAACAUGGAAGUCAGUGUUUAUGGUACCAUCAUGCACGAGAUCAGAUUCAACCAUCUUGGCCACAUCUUCACAUUCACUCCACAAAACAAUGAGUUCCAGUUGCAGCUUAGCCCCAAGACCUUUUCUUCAAAGAUGUAUGGUCUCUGUGGAAUCUGUGAUGAGAAUGGGGCCAAUGACUUCAUGCUGAGGGAUGGCACAGUCACCACAGACCAGAGGACAUUCAUCCAGGAGUGGACCAUGCAGCAGCCGGGGCAGAUAUGCCAGCCCAUUCCUGAGGAGCACUGCCCUGUCUCCAGCAGCUCCCACUGCCAGGUCCUCCUCUCAGCCCUGUUUGCUGAGUGCCACGAAGUCCUUGCUGCAGACACAUUUUAUGCCAUCUGCCAGCAGGACAGUUGCCACCGGGAGCAAGUGUGUGAGGUGAUUGCCUCGUAUGCCCACCUCUGUCGGACCAAUGGGGUCUGUGUUGACUGGAGGACAACUGAUUUCUGUGGUAUGUCAUGUCCACCCUCGCUGGUGUACAACCACUGUGCGCACGGCUGCUCCCAGCACUGUGAGGGCAAUACGAGCUCCUGUGGGGACCAUCCCUCAGAAGGCUGUUUCUGCCCCCCACACCAAGUCCUGCUGGAAGGCAACUGUGUCCCCGAGGAGGCGUGCACCCAGUGCAUCAGUGAGGAUGGAGUCCGGCACCAGUUUCUGGAAACCUGGGUCCCAGACCACCAACCCUGUCAGAUCUGCAUGUGCCUCAGUGAGCAGAAGGUCAACUGCACCUCGCAGCCCUGCCCCACAGCCAGAGUGCCCACAUGUGGCCCAUGUGAAGUGGCCCGCCUCCACCAGAAUCCAAACCAGUGCUGCCCAGAGUAUGAGUGUGUGUGUGACCUGGUGAGCUGUGACUUGACUCCAGUGCCUCACUGUGAAGGUGGCCUCCAGCCAACCCUGACCAAUCCUGGCGAGUGCAGACCCAACUUCAUCUGUGCUUGCAGGAAGGAGGAGUGCAGAAGGGAGUCCCCGCCCUCGUGUCCCCCACACCGAACGCUGACCCUUCGGAAGACCCAGUGCUGUGAUGAGUAUGAAUGUGCUUGCAACUGUGUCAACUCUACGGUGAGCUGCCCCCUGGGGUACCUGGCCUCAGUCAUCAUCAACGACUGUGGCUGCACCACAACCACCUGCCUCCCUGACAAGGUGUGUGUCCACCGAGGCACCAUCUACCCUGUGGGCCAGUUCUGGGAGGAGGGCUGUGACGUGUGCACCUGCACCGACAUGGAGGAUGCUGUGAUGGGCCUGCGUGUGGCCCAGUGCUCCCAGAAGCCCUGUGAAGACAGCUGUACGUUGGGCUCCACUUAUGUCCUCCAUGAAGGCGAGUGCUGUGGAAGGUGCCUGCCGUCUGCCUGUGAAGUGGCGAUUGGCUCACCGCGGGGGGACUCCCAGACUUCCUGGAAGAGUGUUGGCUCUCACUGGGCCUCCCCUGAGAAUCCCUGUCUCCUCAACGAGUGUGUGCGAGUGAAGGAGGAGGUCUUUGUGCAACAGAGGAACGUCUCCUGUCCUCAGCUGGACAUCCCCACCUGCCCCAUGGGCUUCCAGUUAAGCUGCAAGACCUCCGGGUGUUGCCCCACCUGUCGCUGCGAGCCCGUGGAGGCCUGUGUGCUCAAUGGCACCAUCAUUGGGCCCGGGAAGAGUCUGAUGAUCGAUGAGUGCACAACUUGCCACUGCACCGUCCAGGUGGGGGUCGUCUCGGGGUUCAAGCUGGAGUGCAGGAAGAUCACCUGCAAGGCCUGCCCACUGGGUUACAAGGAAGAGAAGAUCCAAGGCGAAUGCUGCGGGAGAUGUCUGGCUAUGGCUUGCACCAUUCAGCUAAGAGGAGGACAAAUCAUCACUCUGCAGCGUGAUGAGACAAUCCAGGAUGGCUGUGAUAGUCACUUCUGCAAGGUCAAUGAGAGAGGAGAGUACAUCUGGGAGAAGAGGGUCACUGGCUGCCUACCCUUUGAUGAGCACAAAUGUUUGGCUGAGGGAGGGAAAAUCAUGAAAAUUCCAGGCACCUGCUGUGACACAUGUGGGGAGCCUGAAUGCAAAGAUAUCACUGCCAGGUUGCAGUAUGUCAAAGUGGGAGACUGUAAGUCCGAAGAGGAGGUGGACAUUCAUUACUGCCAGGGUAAGUGCACCAGCAAAGCUAUGUACUCCAUCGACACCGAGGAUAUGCAGGACCAGUGCUCCUGCUGCUCGCCGACGCGGAUAGAGCCCAUGCGGGUGCCCCUGCACUGCAUUAAUGGCUCCGUGGUGUACCACGAGGUCCUCAACGCCAAGCAGUGCAAGUGCUCUCCCAGGAAAUGCACCAAGUGAGGCCGGGCAGCUGCCAUCGCUUUGACCGGACCAGCCAGUGGCCAGCGUGCUGCUCAGUCCUCUGCAUGUGCUGUUCUUGUGCCCUGCUGGGCACACAAUAAAGGCUAAUCUCUCAUCUCGCAAAAGACUGAUGGUUCAUUGAGUCUUACAGGCCGAGAUGGCAACUGUAGGCUGGGG